Megalobrama amblycephala (Wuchang bream) is the source of this 3728-nucleotide messenger RNA. It is a transcript of the gene tdrd3, whose product is annotated as tudor domain containing 3. Gene Ontology annotation, molecular function: protein binding. The coding region runs from base 157 to 2346 and encodes 729 amino acids. NCBI's taxonomy places the organism in Eukaryota, Metazoa, Chordata, Actinopteri, Cypriniformes, Xenocyprididae. The record is from RefSeq and is a predicted model, not a curated record. The transcript has 13 exons. Gene Ontology annotation, cellular component: nucleus.
CCUCUGAAGUGUCAGAAGUUUGCGCGUGACGUCAUCUGUCUUUGUCCAGCAGCAGGAGCCGCUAACGCUGUGGAACUGAAUCCCGAAUAACACAGAAUGGGAAGCCAGCGAUAUUCCAGACAGUGAUUCCUUACAGACUCAUCAGUAUAUGUGAAGAUGUGCGAUCUGAGCUCAGCGCUCAUUAGAGAGGGCUGGUACCUUACAGAUGAAGGAAUAGACGAGUGUAAAAGUUCUUCAGAGAAGGAGAAAACAUCAUUGACUGACAUCAUCCAAGUAGCGUUAAAUAAUGAUCUGAGACCCAUAGGAAAGAGCUUUCUGCCGGCGGACAUCAACAGUGGCCGAAUAGAAAAGUUGGAGGGUCCGUGUGUCCUUCAGGUGCAGAAGAUUCGUAAUGUGGCCGCUCCCAAAGACCACGAGGAGUCGCAGGCAUCGCCCAGAAUGCUGCGAGUGCAGAUGACGGACGGACACACCUUGUGCACUGGCCUUGAGUUUAAACAUCUGUCCAAAAUCAGUCUGAACACUCCACCUGGAACCAAAGUGAAGCUUCUGGGGGACGUUCAGGUUAAGAACGGCAUCCUGCUAUUGGAUGAUUCCAAGAUCGCCGUUCUCGGAGGCGAGGUUGAUCACAUGAUCGAGAAGUGGGAGUUUCAGAGGAGCCUGGCCAAGCACAGCCGUAGAAACGUUGGUGCAGAAGGUGGACCUCCUCCAUUCGUUCCCUUUGGACAGAAAUGUGCUCAUAAGGAGCAGGUGGACAGCAGAGCUCUGGAUCAGAGGAAGACCCUUCAGAGCACGAACGCUGUCAAAUCUGUUGACGACAACGAUGAGUUUGAGAAACAAAGAACCGCUGCUAUCGCAGAGGUCGCCAAGAGUAAAGAGACGCGUACGUUUGGCGGUGGAGGCAACGCAGGGGGAAACCUCGCCAAUCCAGGAUCCACCUACAAGAAUCGAGACCCCUAUCAAAGAAAAAGAGAGGAGAGAGAAAAGCCGUGGACGGAGAACAAGUCAGAAGGAGUUUACAGAGAUCUGGUUGAUGAGCGAGCUUUGAGGGACAUCAUGGAGAUGGGCUUUAACCGUGAGGCGGCCAGACAGGCCCUGCUGGAUAACAACAAUAACGUGGAGGUGGCCCUCAACCUCCUGCUCACCGGAACAAACCAGCCCAAAGCGGCCCAGAUGGAGCAGAGCCGCCCACCUCCUCGAGGAAAGGGUCGUGGAAGGGGACGCUCCAGACAAGAUGAGGAUGAGGAAGCAGGAGGAAGACCAUCUGGGCCCAGCACGCUGUUUGACUUCCUGGAGUCAAAAAUGGGGACGUUCUCCAUUGAUGAGUCAAAGAACCAGUCUUCACUACAAGACCACCAAACUAAGAUGACUUUCCCCAACACCGAUCAAAUAUCCAGAGAUGGCGCCCCGUCCAAACACCCUCCACGAAAUGAGGGAAGGCCGCAGAGAAACGACAGGCCUCCCCGUUUCCAGAAGGACGGAGACUUCCCUAAACCUAUCCCAGCCUCUUCCACCUUCUCCCAGCCACAGAAAUGGAGGGACGGAGAGCGACCAGGAAGAGGAGGAUCAGAGCGAUGGAAGAAUGAAAGUCAAGAUGCUAGAAUUGCAUCUUCCUCGUACUCCUCUUCCUCGACAGGGAAGUCCAGGGAACAGCAAGGAAAGGAACAUAGUGGAUCAAAGGGCUUCCAGCAGGAACCCCACAAUGGUGGAUGGAAAGAGCAGAAUGGGACUGGACGGUCCGAUCCUGCUUCAUUUAGGAAAAACCAAUCAAACGGAUCCGCGGCACCCAAAUCCUCAAAUCCUGCUGCGUCAGGCUCAGAUCCUAAAGGAAGAUAUGAGGCGAACAACAGAAGGAAAGGCAGGCCAGAAAGACCCAAUUCGGGCUACUUUGAGCGUUCCCAAGAUGCAAUGAAAAAAGACUUUUCGCAGGAUGUGGGAUCAGGCCAGUUCAUCAAAGUGGGUGGGGUUUCAAACACGCAGCUCCCUAAUGGAGAUUUAGAACACAGGCGGACCGGUCCAAUCAAGCCGCAGUCUUCAGGCCCGCCUCAAAAGCAAACCAACACGCGUAACUCCGCCCCCAAAAAGAGAUCCGGCCCAAUCAAAGGUCAGAGAGAGCCAGCCGACACAAAUAAUUACGUAAACUGGAAAGCAGGUGACCAAUGUCUCGCACUGUACUGGGAAGACAAUAAGUUUUAUCGGGCGAGCAUCGAUGCCGUCCACCCCUCGGGCUCGACGGCUGUGGUCGUGUUCAGUGACUACGGCAACUGCGAAGAAGUUCUGCUUCACAAUAUCAAACCACUGCACAUGGAUGUUUGGGGGAAAGACAGGACAGGAGUAGCUCAGAGUUAAGACACUGAAGGUUCGUGCGGACCGAAGUCAGUGAUAUUGUGUCUCGUGUCUUCCCUUAUCAGCAAACAUCGGACCGGUGUGCCAUCCCUCCAGCUUCAUUUGUUGUAGCCAGCGAAGCGAACACACAGUAAGUCGAUAGCAUCCGCCUGAAACCAAGAUCUCGGCGGUGGGCCGCUAUCAUUUUUCACAUUACAAAAGACACUAUGAACAACAUUUCACCCGUAGCCAAAGACUCGCUCGGAAUAACAACGACGAAAACAUUCGGAUCUGUGAACAUCUGAUCCGGAAUGAUGAAAAAAGGACUCGCUGCUUAAGAAAACUGAUGUUUGCUGUUAUUGUAAAUGGCAGCGAGUAUGGGGAGGGAUUUAUCAUAUGCAUGUUGAAGUUCUGCAUUUGCAUAUAUAAAUAAUUCAUAGCAUGUGAUAUAGAGACCAUCUCUGAAUAGCUGGAAGUCUCGGCCUGACAGAGCGCUUGUACUUCUACACUUUUACUGAUUAGUGCAGACAAAUUAGGUUAGACGUGUGAUGAGAACUGGCCUAGAAAACACAAACUAAAGAACUAGCACGACUCGUGUUGCCUAUGUAAUUAUAGGCUGUGAAGGCAUGGAAAUGUUCAAAUUCCUCAAUAGAUUAGCCUGUUUUGUUAUAGGACAGGUUAGCAUUAUGACAUCAGCAGUUAUUAGACGUGCAGUGCAGACUUUUCUUAAGUAAAUUCAUUAUAUACUGUUUUCCUUUCACCUUGGGGAAUGUUGGGUUGUGGGUGUGCGACAUCACGCAAACAUUGUAUGACUGUUCGGAAUAAACACUGAGAUGUUAGCAAAAGACACGCAUCAAUGAGUCAGGGGUGUAAAACGGGGUAAAUGAUCCUGUUAGUCGUUGUUGAAUUGUUUAAACUCUGCAGUUUGUUUACUAGAAGACUUUAUUGACAUUCACACAAAGUUAACAGUUGUUGCCAUUUUGUUUCCUUGUACAUCACUGAUGGGACGCAGCAGUUGUUUCUGACUGGUAAAGUACGGUUGGUUUACACUGCUGUUCAAAUGUUUGUCUUUUCCUCUGGAAUUAUGUUUUGUUUUUUCAAUUUUUUUUUAUUUUGUACCAUCGGAAUGGUACAAAACUUGGUAAAGGUUUUGCUAUGUGAACAAAAAUAAAUGAAUAAAUAAAUAAUAGUCACAAAAAUAAGUGAAAUCAAAAAUAAGUGCAUUGGAAAUUAAUAAGGAGCUGUGGAAACGCUUGGUACUGCAGCCAAACAAAAUCUUACUGAAAGCUCAUUUUUUGAGAUAUCAGCCUCAAAUUUGGAGCACAACUUGUUUAGACGUAUGGCUUUGAUUUUGAGUAAAACAUGUUUUGGAAAAUAUAUAUUUCAUAUAAAAAUUGAAAAUAGUA